Messenger RNA from Eleginops maclovinus (Patagonian blennie), 1039 nucleotides. RefSeq names its product astacin-like metalloprotease toxin 5. The coding region runs from base 151 to 945 and encodes 264 amino acids. The record is from RefSeq and is a predicted model, not a curated record. The transcript has 10 exons. Gene Ontology annotation, biological process: proteolysis. NCBI's taxonomy places the organism in Eukaryota, Metazoa, Chordata, Actinopteri, Perciformes, Eleginopidae. Gene Ontology annotation, molecular function: zinc ion binding; metalloendopeptidase activity.
AUGUGUCUUAUUCUAUAAACUCGAAUACAUCUGCAUAAAUUCAGAGGAGUAAAAACUCAUGGAGCCACAUGGAGCUCUCAGCUGAUUUUAAUCAAGGUGUUAACGAGGAACUAUCAGAAGUGUGUGUGAGUAUGUGUGUGCCCUGACAACAUGUUGCAUCUGAUCCUCGCUGCAUUGCUUUUUGUCCGAUCCUCUAAAGAUGUCGACUCCAGUCCUUUACCAGAGGGUCACAACGUGACUCAGGAGGACUGGAUAACCAGAGUGCUGCAAUACAUGAACACAAACCCUGAGACUUUAGAAGAGCUUUUGACCAAAGACUACGUCGUAUUGGAGGGAGACAUCGUGGUGUCUAGUGACAGGAACUCAGGGGAGAACAUAUGGCCGACCACAGAGAUCCCGUACGUCAUCAGCCCAGAGUUAGAGCAUCGGACGGCGGUCAUCCUGGCUGCGAUGGCGAUGGUGUCCGAACGCACCUGUGUGACGUUCCACAGACGAACCUCCGAGACAAACUACCUGAAGUUCGUCACGAGCGAAGGUUGUGGUUCGUACGUGGGCUUCAUCGGCGGCGAGCAGCAGGUGUUCAUGGGGACACGGUGCAUUCUGGGAAACAUCGUGCAUGAGAUCCUGCACGCGCUGGGUUUCCACCACGAACACACGAGGAUGGACCGCGAUAAAUACGUCAUCGUCCUGCAGCAGAACAUCAUGGAGGGGAUGGAGAGGAACUUCCAAAAGCGAGACGGACAAACCUUCAAUCUAGAUUACGACGCAACGUCUAUCCUGCACUACGGAAGUGGGUUUUUCUCGACUAACGGCCUGCCCACCAUCAUCUCUAAAGUGGAGGUGAAGAACAUGGGGCAGAGAGAGAAGAUGGCGGACAGCGACGUCCUGAAAGUCCGACUCCUCUACAGCUGCGAUCCUCCCCAGCCCACACUGGAGGAGACAUGAGGAAAUUAAACAGCAGCAGCCACCGGAGGGCGCCACAGCCCAGAGGAGGCAUAGAGACAAAAAACAUUUGAAUAAAAACCAAAUAUCCACCACA